Messenger RNA from Drosophila subobscura, 1152 nucleotides. RefSeq names its product ficolin-2-like. Lineage: Eukaryota; Metazoa; Arthropoda; Insecta; Diptera; Drosophilidae. The record is from RefSeq and is a predicted model, not a curated record. Bases 440 to 1048 code for a protein of 202 amino acids. The transcript has 2 exons.
UUUUGACAGUGUGUAAGUCAGGGGAACAUGAAUAACUCGGGCUUUGUGGUAAUCCUCUGUUGGCUUUUGAUGCAAGGUAAAUCCUCCCACGGCAACCUGGCGCAGGAAGUUGGCAUCGCGGAGCAGUGCAAUGGAUAUUGUUUCUCAGUUGUCAAGCCAUUCCUCGAUCAUUGUGCCCAGCUGAAAGAGGCUGCCGAUGCCAAUAAUAAGUUGAAGGAUAAAAUAUACACAUUGGAUGGCACCAUCAACAAUUUGCAGAGCCAGUUACUAAACAGUGGAGCUGAAACUAAAAAACCUGGAUGAAAAAAUAAAGGAAAAGGACGAAAUAAUCAAGGAAAAAGCCGAAAAAAUCAAGGAAAAGGUCGAACAAAUCAAGGAAAAAGUCGAACAAAUCAGGGACAAAGACACACAAAUUACGGAGCUCAGAGAGCAGGUUAAAAUGAUGUAUAGGGUGCUUGCUGAAAAAAAUGAUCAGCUAUCAAAAAUUAAUCAAACGUCAGAGUCUUUAUCUGGAUGGACGGUCAUUCAAAGGCGAUUUGAUGGAAGUGUGGAAUUUAAUCGAAACUGGAGGGACUACAGAGAUGGAUUUGGAGACCCCCGUGGAGAGUUCUUCAUUGGUCUGAAAAAAUUGCACAUGAUGACAGCAGCUGACCCUCAGGAAUUGUACAUAGAUCUCGGAGAUGUUGAUGGCACUUAUCGCCAUGCCAAAUACGACAACUUCAUAGUGGGAAGCGAAGAAGAGAGCUUUGUUCUUAAAUCACUUGGUAACUAUUCGGGAAAUGCAGGGGACUCCCUGAGGGAACACGAGAAAGAAAAAUUCGCUACCGACGAUCGGGACAGCCCUAAUAAGUGCGUUCAUAGUUACGACGGUCCGUGGUGGUUCAAUGGUUCGAGUUGCGGGAAAAGUUCGUUAAAUGGAAAAUAUUUCAAAGAAGGCAUUGCCGAUGGAAGAAAUGGAAUUUCUUGGGGCCACUGGAAUAUGUUUGAUUACAAACUCUCAUUGACUUUUGUGAAAAUGACGAUAAGGCCAAGAAGCCCUCUGACUUAAGUAAUUAUGCUUCGAAAAUACGGUUAAAAGAUCAACUUUGGUUUGAGAGAAAUGUAAAAUCUAAGAAAUUUGCAUUAAAGAACAAUUGACAAAACUUAUUACGA